Messenger RNA from Bursaphelenchus xylophilus (pine wood nematode), 784 nucleotides. NCBI's taxonomy places the organism in Eukaryota, Metazoa, Nematoda, Chromadorea, Rhabditida, Aphelenchoididae. The record is from the annotation of a GenBank genome assembly.
AUGCACGGUGGAAGCGAUGACGGGCACUUGACUUGGUAUGUUGAUUUGGUGUGCGGUUGUGUGGAUUUUGGCUGGGAGAGGAGUGGGUGGAUGCAUCAGUACCGCAGCGGUUUCAAGGCCCGUUGCGAGCGGUGGUGGCGAAGGUAAAGGGGUCGUAAGAACUGCUAAUUAGUCAUGGGACUGGACCGGAGGGAUUCUUGGAAAGUAACAGGCUUGUGUAUAAUGCAAAGUCUCUCAAGGCUUGCGCUGUUUUAUUCGGUUUGUAAAUAUUAUGAUAUUAUUUGUUGCCAUUAAAGUGAGGCCAAGAUUUCCACACAUUAAGACUUACUGUUCAGGUUGGGCGUUCAAAUUAUCUUUUGGUUUUUGUUUGACAGAGGCGUUGGAAAAAUCCGUAUCUGUCCCGGUCCGCAUUGGUCGCUGGCUGCAACUCUUAGAAUUAUUCCGGUCAUUUUACAGUGCUGAGUCUGUUUAGAGUAACAAAAAGAUGUACGAAUGGUUUCAAAUCUAUGACUACGAGAUUCCUUCCUAGUGAGGACCGUAAUCGCACAUGUCUGCUCUUGAGCAUUUAUUAGAGUCUCAUAUUAUGACAUGGCAAAUCAUCCAGCAAUAAAAUUAUGAUAAACACAAUUUUCUAGUUUUUCCUAUCGGGGCAGCAACAUCUUGACUUGAGAAAACUUGAAGCCUUUUCAGGCAUUGCUGGGCCGACGACAGCACCCACCACUCUCGCCGCUACAUCACCGCCAACAACGUCCGCACCCUCAACUUCUGGUACUUGGUUCCCUAA